Messenger RNA from Hansenula ciferrii, 1035 nucleotides. RefSeq names its product small subunit rRNA maturation protein LCP5 (gene LCP5). The record is from RefSeq and is a predicted model, not a curated record. Gene Ontology annotation, cellular component: nucleolus; small-subunit processome. Gene Ontology annotation, biological process: maturation of SSU-rRNA from tricistronic rRNA transcript (SSU-rRNA, 5.8S rRNA, LSU-rRNA). The transcript has a single exon. The coding region runs from base 1 to 1035 and encodes 344 amino acids. Lineage: Eukaryota; Fungi; Ascomycota; Saccharomycetes; Phaffomycetales; Wickerhamomycetaceae.
AUGAGUCAGUCAUUAGAUGAUAUAAUAAAGAGCAUAGCUUCUUCAGUUGAUGCUACAAAUGAUAGUAUCUCAAAUCUUCAUAAAAAAGUUGAAUCACCAGAAUUACCAGAAUUAGUUUCAGAUUUAUUACAAAAAACUAAUCAAAAUUUACCUGAAGGUGUUUCCUUGCUAGACUUGAAAAAUAAUGCAAUUUUAUCUUAUUUAAAUAAUUUGGUUUUAAUAAUACUGGCAAGAAUAGAAGCUUCUAAAACUAAUGAUGCUAAAGAUAUAAAUGAAUUGAAAAGCAAAGCUAUUAAAGGUUCAGUGACUCAAAGAGUUGUUUUAGAAAGAGCUAUCAAGAAUUUAGAAAAAAAAUUACAAUAUCAAUUAGAAAAAAUGGUUAGAAAUUAUAAUAAAAUGGAAAAAGAUUCAAGUGAACAAAAUAUUAGUAAAAAAUUAGAAGCUAAACAACAUGAAGAAAGUGGAAGUGAAGAAGAUAGUGAAGAAGAAGAUAGUGAGGAUGAAGAUGAACUGAACUAUAGACCAGAUGCAUCAUCAUUAGUCAAAUCCAUGCAAAAAGAUCAAAAAACUAAAGCUAAAGAAGCUAAAUCCAAAGGUGAUAAAACUGAAAAAUAUAAACCACCAAAAAUUGCUGCUGCAUUACCACCAAGUGAAUUUAAAGAAACUGGUAGGGGUGGUAAAAGUGGUUCUACAAAGAUGCAAUCUAUGGAAGAAUACUUAUUGGAAAAUGGUGAUGCACCAAUGGUUGAAAAUUCUAUUGGUUCAACAAUUUUGGAUCAUGGUAGAGGUGGUAUGAAAACAAUGAAAGAUCGUCAAAGAGAAGCAGAAAUUCAAAAAUAUGAAGAAAGUAAUUUCACAAGAUUACCAAAUAAUGUUUCUAAGAAGGAUAAAAGACAAAAAAGAAAACAAGAAGCUGAUACAUUUUUCGGUGAAGAUUGGGGGAUUUUCAAUAAUAGUAAGAAUGAUUUAGGUACUUCAAGAAGAGCUAAACCAAAAUCAGCAUGGGAUAGAGCUAAAAAGAGAAGAACUGAUUAG